Priapulus caudatus is the source of this 2657-nucleotide messenger RNA. RefSeq names its product alanine aminotransferase 2-like. Gene Ontology annotation, biological process: biosynthetic process. Gene Ontology annotation, molecular function: pyridoxal phosphate binding; L-alanine:2-oxoglutarate transaminase activity. NCBI's taxonomy places the organism in Eukaryota, Metazoa, Priapulida, Priapulimorpha, Priapulimorphida, Priapulidae. The record is from RefSeq and is a predicted model, not a curated record. The transcript is spliced from 13 exons. Bases 182 to 1672 code for a protein of 496 amino acids.
GUUCCGAUCCGGCGAUCGCCUGUGUUCUUGGCUGCCUUUCUCCCGUCGGUGUCUGUGCGUGUCAGUGUGAUCUCUUGUCUCUUUAACUUUUCAGGUCUUCGCCGUCUUUUAUCUCGAAUAUUGGCAUCGGUGGUGUGCUCUUUUUCCACUUAUAAAGCAGAUUCACCGUACAUCGGUCAGAAUGGCGGGUGGAGCAGGUGACACGAAGAAAGUGCUUGAUAUGGACACCGGCAGCCAAAAAGUCCUAAACAUGGACACUCUCAAUCCAUGCAUUAUAAACAUGGAAUACAGUGUCAGAGGACCCUUGGUUAUCAGGGCGAGAGAGAUGCAGAAGGAGCUAAAAGAGGGCAAGAAAUUCCCAUUUCCCUAUGUUAUUCGUUGCAACAUCGGUGAUUGCCAUGCAAUGGAACAGUCGUACAUAAAUUUCAUACGGCAGGUGGUUGCAUCCUGCACCUACCCUCCUCUGAUGGAUAGUGCAGGAUUCCCCCCAGAUGUUGUAGCCAAGGCCAAAAGAAUUCUUGAGGGCUGUGGAGGAGGAAGCAUCGGUGCGUAUAGUGACAGUUCAGGUAUAGAGAUCAUCAGAAAAGAUGCAGCUGCGUAUAUCAAAAGGCGCGAUGGUGGAAUACCUGCCAACCCUGAUACGAUCAUGCUGAGUUCAGGUGCCAGUGAUGGCAUUAAGUCGAUUCUGAAGCUGCUGAAGCAGGGAGAUGGUGAGCGUAAGACUGGCGUAAUGAUUCCCAUCCCACAGUACCCGCUGUAUUCUGCCACCCUGGCCGAAUACAACACGAUGCAGAUUGGAUACUAUCUUGAUGAGGAAACCAAUUGGAGUAUGCACGUGUCAGAGCUUAAACGCGCAAUCACGGAGGCAAGAGCUGUUUGCAACCCCAGGGCUAUCUGUGUGCUGAAUCCAGGAAAUCCAACAGGAUCAGUACUGACAAGACAGAACAUUGAAGACAUUGUCAAGUUCGCCCACGAUGAGAAGCUUGUAAUCCUGGCUGACGAGGUGUAUCAGGACAAUAUAUAUGCACCAGACAGGGAGUUCCACUCAUUCAAGAAGGUUAUCAGUGAGAUGGGUGGUGAAUACGCCAAGCAGGAGCUAGCUUCCUUCCACUCUGUAUCAAAGGGAUACAUGGGAGAGUGCGGCUACAGAGGGGGCUACUGUGAGUAUGUGAACUUCCAUCCAGAAGUUGUCGCCAUGCUGCGAAAGUCGCUAACGGCAAAACUGUGCCCAUCCGUUUCUGGACAGGUGGCCAUGGAUUGCGUGGUAGGUCAUCCCCAGCCAGGUGAUGCAUCUUAUGAAAGCUGGUUAAAGGAGAAAAAUGCCGUGCUUGGGACACUGAAGGAAAAAGCAAAGAUGACAGUCGAAAAACUGAACAGCCUGCCCGGAAUCAAGUGCAACAUCGUGCAGGGAGCCAUGUAUGCCUUCCCACGCCUCUUCCUACCAGAGAAAGCAAUCGCAAAGGCAAAGGCUGAAGGAAAGGCUGCGGACUUUAUGUACGCCUGGGAACUGUUAGAACAGAAGGGGCUGUGCGUCGUUCCCGGAAGCGGAUUUGGACAGAAGGAAGGCACGUACCACUUCAGGAUGACGAUUCUGCCACCACCAGCGAAGUUGGAAGAAUUUUUGCGGAGGCUUAAAGAUUUCCAUUUGGAGUUCAUGGAAAGAUACAAGUAAACACUUGCACUCAGAAGCUCCACAACUUGCAACGAUGCCCGUGCAGCUGCAUCUUAGAUGCUCUUCGUACGUCUGUGGGCCGUCAUAGCUUUAGGCUUUGUGAAUUUAUACCAUUAUUCGUGAUAGCUGCGUAGCACUGUGCUUAGCAUGAAAUAUGCACCUCGUGACAAGUUGGUAGUGUUACGCUUCUUACAGCAGUAAGGCUUAUGUGCCACUCACGAUAGUUGCAUGGGCUUGCCCCGGUGUCUGACAAGUUUAGAAAACACUCUAGGAAUGUCUAAGGUCUAUUGCGAUAUUCAAGUUUACAGAGGCACCUAGUCGUCCCAAGCAGUUUCAUCAUCACAAUUCUAUUGUAUUGAUGAAGAGGUUCUAUUUGAUUGCAUAGUGUUAAAUUGUUUGCUAAACCGGUUGUUGUUUUGUAGAUAAAAAUUGAAGCCUAGAUGAUGUAUGGUGAAGUGAUAUGUAGUGGCAAUACAAUGUAUUAGUCAAUACAUGGUUCCUUGCGCUGAAUUUAUGCACGUACCAAUUGUUUUUUACUAUAAUUUUCUUGAUUGUGGAGCUUUUGACGAUCAUUGGAAAGAGUGCAUAACAUCUAUUGACACAUUUAUAGAACAUGAAAAUAGAACAUUUAUUGAUACAUUCAAGGACCUCAGAAUAAUAUUAGGGCUGGACUGGUGUCAUUUACCUGGUAGAUACAUGUGUGACUAUAAGGUAUGUUUGUUGUAGUUACUACAAGGUAGUUGAUGGUAACUAUUGUCAUGGUACGAAGCGAUGCAUCUCCAUUAAAACACAAGUACCCAUUUCUCAUGAAAACGGCUGAAGUCAAUGCCAACACCAAGCUGGCUACUAUAUGAAUACAUCGAUUAUAAUAAACCUAUUGAGAAUCGUUGUCUAUUGCAUUUACUGUCCAUAUUUAUGAUAAUGGUUUGUUACUAGAGAUUAUAGAGAUUGCAAAUAAAGAAGUCUAUCAUUGUUUUAAGUUUCA